Grosmannia clavigera kw1407 is the source of this 2025-nucleotide messenger RNA. RefSeq lists its product as uncharacterized. The record is from RefSeq and is a predicted model, not a curated record. Lineage: Eukaryota; Fungi; Ascomycota; Sordariomycetes; Ophiostomatales; Ophiostomataceae. The transcript is spliced from 4 exons. The coding region runs from base 1 to 2025 and encodes 674 amino acids.
AUGGGCACUUUUGUCUUCAAGUGGCCGAGGGAUGCCGACGAGGUUUACGUCACGGGCACAUUUGACGACUGGUCCAAGUCCGUCAAGCUCGACAAGAUCGUCGACUCGUUUGAGAAGGAGGUCGAGCUCGCCGAUGCCUCCACCAAGAUCUACUACAAGCCACUUGCCACAAUGGCCAUUGAGGCCGGGGCCCCAGCCGUGCAUCCUGCUGUCGAUCGGAGGGGCAAGUUUGUCGUUGACGGCGAGUGGGUUACCGACGGUGACGCUCCGAAAGAAAAGGACGAGGGUGGUAACGACAACAACGUUUUGACGCCGGAAAAUAUCGUCAAGCUGGCACCUGGUACUGCUACCAUCUUGUCAUCUGCUGCUCCGACAUCGACAACUGUUCUGCUGGCCAAAGACGUGCCGCUAGAAGAGAAGAAGCAGGUCAAGGUCACAGAACCUGAGACACUCGUUGAGCCUGUAACAGUCGCUGAGCCGGUUGUUGCCGAGGAGAAGACCAUGGACAAGGUUGAGGAGCCGACCUCUGCUACCGAAGUGGCUGUGCCUGUUGCCGCUGCGGCUGCUGCUACCGUCACCACGGUCGAGUCUUCAGACGAAAAGCCGACCAUGUCCGAAAGCAGCGAAGUUCCGGGCGCGUUCCCGGAAACGCCCAUUGCAGAGCUGGACAAGGACGUCAAGCUGAUCAACCCCCUGCCGGCUGCACCGGGAGGUGUGAACCCGAUCAAGCUGGCACCAGGCGAGAAGAUCCCCGAGUCGCUGACAACGGCCGACGUCAACACGAAUGUCAAGCUUGACCCGGAGUCGUACGAGAAGGCUGACGCCAUGGUCGGUGGCGUGACUCUUGACCAGUUACCGCCCGUGUCCAACAACAUGAUCCCAGAGUCCAGCCUGCCCAUCGCCUCUCACGAUGAUGUCACGAUUAGCUCUGUCGCCCCCGUUGCAACCACGGCUGUUCUGGCCGCAGCCGUUCCUCUGGAGAAGGACGAGGCCGAUGCUGUUGCUGCUGUUGCCGUUGUCACACCGGCCCCGGUCGUCUCUUCACCCGAGACUGCUGUGACUAGCGAGGUGCCUGAGAUUGUCAAGGAGAGCCAGGCCGAGGCCAAUGUGCCUGCCGAGGCGUCUGGCGUCCCGGAAGAGGUGAAGGAGAAGGAGCUGGUGGAAGAGGAGCUGCUGUCCAAGGUUCCCGAAGCACCUGUCACCUCAGACGGCACGACGACGACAUCCCCGGACACCAAGGCUGCGGCUGCCGGUGUUGUCGGUGGUGCGGCUGCGGUUGUCGCUGGUCUGGGCACCAUUGCCUACGCCACUGCCACAGCAGCCAAGGACAAAGCGGUGGAGCACGGCGUGCCGGCCGCUGAGAAGGCGUCUGCUGCUGCGAGUGAGGCUGCUACCAAGCUGCCGGUGUCGGUGAAGCAGUUGCUGCCGACUGCCGUCCAGGAGAAGAUUGCCUUGACGAGCGCCACGAGCGCCACGACCGAGGGUCCUGCGACCACGGCCGAGGUGCCUGCCGAGGUGAAGGAGUCGAUCCAGGAAGCCGAUGUCAGCCCGGAGGCAGCAGCGAACCCGGUUGCCGUGGAGGAGAAGAGCGCGGUGGAGGCUGAGCUGCUCAAGAAGACAUCUGAGCCGGUGGCCGUGCCAGUCGUUGCUGAGCCUGUCGCCGAGCCUGUUGUCGAGUCCGUCGCCGAGCCCAUCGCUGAGCCUGUUGUCCAGCCCGUUGUCGAGUCUGUGGCUGAGCCCGUCGCUGAGCCUGUCGCUGAGCCGAUUGCCGAGUCGACUGCUGCACCUGUGACGACGGAACCCACGGCAGCUGUGGUCAACGACAAGGACACCCUCGCGGCUACUCCAGCUGCUGAGGUCGUGGAUGCCUCGUCUUCCGCUCCGGCAGCAUCUCCGAAUGCUGUGGCGCCGACGACUGCAUCGGCCGGGUCUCUGACGUCGACUGAGCGGAAGAAGAAGCACCGGAUCAGCGGCUUCUUCAGCAAGCUUCUUCACCGGUUCGACGGCGGCGACAAGAAGAAAUAG